Molecule: messenger RNA, 814 nt
Organism: Dermatophagoides pteronyssinus (European house dust mite)
Lineage: Eukaryota; Metazoa; Arthropoda; Arachnida; Sarcoptiformes; Pyroglyphidae
Gene: snRNP-U1-C
Product: small ribonucleoprotein particle U1 subunit C
Biological process (GO): mRNA 5'-splice site recognition; spliceosomal snRNP assembly; mRNA splicing, via spliceosome
Cellular component (GO): nucleus; U1 snRNP
Molecular function (GO): zinc ion binding; pre-mRNA 5'-splice site binding
Source: RefSeq, a predicted model, not a curated record
AUCGAAACACAUGAAAAAAGCAUAAACACUAAUUUUUUUGUUUGCAAACAAGCUUUGUUGUUUGACAUUCUUUUUCAUCAAUUCAAUUUUUGGAAAUUAUAAUCUUAAAAAGAUGCCAAAAUAUUAUUGCGAUUAUUGUGAUACUUUUCUUACACAUGAUUCGCCAUCCGUACGUAAAACUCAUUGUAAUGGACGUAAACAUAAGGAAAAUGUUCGAUUCUAUUAUCAAAAAUGGAUGGAAGAACAAGCACAGAAUUUAAUCGAUGUUACAACGGCUGCAUUUAAAGCUAACAAAGCUUUAGUACCACCAGCUGCAUUAGCAGCAAUGCGACCACCAAAUGCACCACCAAUUCUUCCACCACAAGGAUUACCUCCUGGUGCAAGAUUUCCACCUGGUGCUCCACCACCGAUGCCAAUUCCACCUGGCCGUUUACCAUUAUUACCAAAUGUUCCACCGGGAGCUCCACCACCACCACCCGGUGUACCGCCAAUGAUGUUACCACCAAUGCGACCACCAUUACCAGGUCAAAUGAUACCUGUAUCUUCUGCUAAUUCUGUUAUUAACUCAUCUGGAAUACCACAGCCACCACCACCAAAUCUAAUUCCAGGACAACCACCAUUACCACCAAAUUCAUUGCAACAAGGACCACCAGGUGUAUUUCCGCCGAUUCCGGGUCAAUUACCUCCACAACUUAAUAUUUCACAUCAAUCAAGGCAUUGAAAAAAAAUUUUGAAAAAAUCUCAUCACACACAAACACACGUCAUAGGUCAUUAAAAAAAUGUAUGAUGAUGUUCAAUUUAAUUGUCACUUAGU